AUGGAAAGAGAUCCAAAACUAAGAAAACAAGUAAAUUCUGAUCAACUGGUUGCUUUAGUGGAAUUCAUGAGGGGUCAUCAAGAUUUGGCUAAAGGAUUGGUAAGAGGGCGUCGCGGAAAAUUAAAUACUUUAAGUUUGUGGAAUUUGUGUGCUAAGAAACUUAACGUAUUUAAAGAUGGUGCUAGAAAAGAUGGAAAAGGAUGGUCUAAGUAUUGGUGUGACUGGAAAUACAGGGUGCGGAAAAGAGCACUUGAGGAAAAAGCGGCAAAAGAAGGCAAUGCAUAUAUACCGGAAAAUUCAACUCCUCUCUCACAAUUGGAAGAAAAUAUUCUAAGUAUUAUUGGGGAAAGAGCAUUAGAUAGUGUAGUUAUAAAAAGAGAUCCUCUUGCUGAUACGGAAAUUGAAGAACAACAAGACUAUGCCAUUCCUGACAAUCCUGAACCUAAUAAUUUUGAAUCACAAUCAAGUGAGAUAAGGGACAGAAAAAGGCGAUGUUCUUCAAAAAGUAUUUUGGAAAAUGACUGCAUUCAGAACAGAGAAGUCUAUCAAACCGACGACGAUUCAGACCCAGAUACUGCCACAGAGUUUUUGCGAUUAGAAAAGGAGAAAUUAGAAAGUAUUAAAAAAACAGAAGGAUUUGUACAAACCAUUGCAACCGAGAUAACUCGGCUGGCCGAUAUUAUGAGUCAUAUAAAAGAUGAGCUGAUUAAUAAUAAUAGGAUAAAUAUU
Molecule: messenger RNA, 729 nt
Organism: Brenthis ino (lesser marbled fritillary)
Lineage: Eukaryota; Metazoa; Arthropoda; Insecta; Lepidoptera; Nymphalidae
Source: the annotation of a GenBank genome assembly